UCACCGAAAAACUCAGAGAGAGAGAGAGAGAGAGAGAGAAAACAAACGCUUUCUAGAGAGAGAGAGCGAGAGGCAAAAAAAAAGGAAAAACCAGAGCGAGGGAAAAAGAAAGAAAGAAACUUUGACAAACAAUGGCGGAUCAACACGAUCAAGAGCUCGUUCAGAAACCAGACGUGAUUCAGCAAAACCCUCUCGAAGCUCCUCCGGAAUACUCCACGGAGCCGCCGGACUUCUCAGUCCUCCGCCUCGACCACCUCGACAAUCACUCUCCCUGCGCCAACUGCGGCUUCUCCGGCGCCGGCACCGGCACCGGCAACCGCAACGGCAAUUCCCUCAAACGGCCUUCGCCGAUCUCCGUCAACUCCCAACAACCCAAGCCCAAGAAGCUCUCUCUUGACGACCCCAUCACCACCACUCCUUUCCCUCUUCUCCGCCGCUGCGUCUCCGACGCGUUCCACCUUCCUCCUCCGGUUCAGUCUCCUCCAGCUUACGCUCCGGCCUCGGGCAUUUCUUCGAACUCCUCGCCCAAAACCGCGCUGAGUCCCGAAUCUGUCACGCCCUGCUCGGCCACUGCUCUGCCUCCUCGGCCGCCGCCGCUCCGGCGCAACAACUCCGCUCCCAUUCCGUCUCCGACGAAGUCGCUCUCGAGGACGUCGAGCUCUAAUCAGUUUGACAGCAAGACAGACAAUUCAAAGAAGCGGACAAAGAUAAGGAAUUGUUUGAAGGAGAUGAGCAUGUGGAUGGAAGAGUUAAUGGGAGUUGAACAAUCCCAGGACCAAUCCGAAUCACUCGUUGACGAAGAAAAUGGAGGAGUCGAAACGACAACAUAUCAUGAUAACGACAAAGAGAACGCCAAUAUUACUAAGACUUCUGAAGCCGAAUUUGAGGAGUCUCUGAGCGUGGAGAGAGAUGGGAAUUGGCUAAACAUUCACUUCAAGUGUCACUGUGGAAAGGGAUAUCAUUUCCUUCUUGCUGAUGGAAGUUGCUUCUACAAGCUUAUGUAGAUUCAGAUUUUAGUUCUUAAGUUCUUUUACAAUUGUCGUUUUGAUGGUUUG
This is a messenger RNA of Morus notabilis, 1055 nucleotides long. Its product is annotated as proline-, glutamic acid- and leucine-rich protein 1. NCBI's taxonomy places the organism in Eukaryota, Viridiplantae, Streptophyta, Magnoliopsida, Rosales, Moraceae. The record is from RefSeq and is a predicted model, not a curated record. The transcript is spliced from 3 exons. The coding region runs from base 132 to 1004 and encodes 290 amino acids.